UUAUUUCGACGCACAUUUUGGUUCGGUUGUUCAGAUUUCUGAACAAACAUGGGACGAAUAGCAAGGAAAAAACAACAUAAAGGUGACAAACCGUUGAAGGAGAAAUAUCGCACUAAGCGAAAAACCAAGGACUUAGACCAAAUUCAUGUGGACAUGCGACCGGAGAACAGUGAGAGGCUGCUGAAUCAGGACGUUGAUUUAGACAAGGCAGGCGCUGGCCAGUUCUACUGUCUACACUGCGCGAAGUACUGUAUCAGCAAGGCUGCUUUAGAAAGUCAUUUUAGGAGUAAGCCUCACAAAAGGAGGAUAAAGGCUCUGCAGAUAGAACCUUACACACAGGAAGAGGCGGAAAGAGCAGCCGGAAUGGGAUCCUACAUGGCUCCCAAAAAGGUCAAAGUUCAAACACAGCCAUCAAAAGAUGCAACAGAAUCAACAGGACUCAUGGAUACCUAGGCAGUACAAUAUACAAUGCAGAAUCAACUGGACUCAUGGAUACCUAGGCAGUACAAUAUACAAUGCAGAAUCAACUGGACUCAUGGAUACCGAGGCAGUACGAUAUACAAUGCAGAAUCAACAGGACCCGUGGAUACCGAGGCAGU
Liolophura sinensis is the source of this 599-nucleotide messenger RNA. RefSeq names its product zinc finger protein 593-like. The record is from RefSeq and is a predicted model, not a curated record. NCBI's taxonomy places the organism in Eukaryota, Metazoa, Mollusca, Polyplacophora, Chitonida, Chitonidae. Gene Ontology annotation, molecular function: nucleic acid binding; zinc ion binding. The coding region runs from base 49 to 453 and encodes 134 amino acids. The transcript has 3 exons.